Molecule: messenger RNA, 1618 nt
Organism: Syzygium oleosum
Lineage: Eukaryota; Viridiplantae; Streptophyta; Magnoliopsida; Myrtales; Myrtaceae
Product: probable transcription factor At1g61730
Exons: 1
Coding region: 62-1318 (418 amino acids)
Biological process (GO): regulation of DNA-templated transcription
Cellular component (GO): nucleus
Source: RefSeq, a predicted model, not a curated record
CACUUCGUCGAAAGAGCAAAAGCCAAACCCCCUCGUCUUCUCCCUUGCUUGCUCGACUCUCAUGGCCCCGAAACGCAAGAAGUGCCCAACUCCUCCGCACGAAUCACCGCAGACGGACGCUUCCUCCGGCGAAGAGUCGCGCACCGAACCCGUGCCCCCGAGAGCCGAAGCGCAACGGAAAGUGGACGAGGAAGUUGAGGAGGAUGCCGAGGGAGGCAGCGAUGAAUCCUCCGAAGAGUCGGAGCCUCGGUCUGGAUCGGAAGAUGGGACCCGCGCUGCCAUGCGCGUCGACGCGGCCGAGGAGGGCACGGCGGUGAGGAGGCGGUCGGCCGGAAAUCGACGGUUGGAAGAGCAGCCGGGGAAGAGGGCGAGGAAGGACGGCGACGCCGAAGAGGAGGAGGAAGAAGAUGAACCGUCCGGGGCGGCCGAGUCCCGCGGUGAAGCGGCGAAGCACGAAACCCUAAAGCCCUCGCGACCGAAGAAGCUCUCUCUGGACCCGGACCCCGAAGACGAGACCCGCACCGUCAAGGCCGUCGCCGCCGGCGAGGAGGUCGCGCCGGCGGCGGAGAAUAAGCCGGCGGCCGGAUCUCAACAGUUGGAGAAGCGGCCGGCGAAGAGGGCGAGGAAGGGCAGCGACGCUAACGAGGAGGGGGCUGGGGCAGCGGCGCAGCACACCGGAGAGGUGUCGGGGAGGUUUCAGCGCAUAUGGAGUGAGAAAGAUGAGAUCAAGCUCCUCCGAGGUAUGAUCAAGUUUCGCAAAAAGAAGAAGUUAGAGCCCUCGACAAACGUCGGCAUAUUCCAAGAUUUCCUCGACAAGAGAUCGGUACGGUUCGACUUCUCUCCCGACGAAUCGCAGCUCCUCAACAAGAUAAGGAAAAUGAAAGUCAAGUUCGUGAAUGGAUGCAAGACCGGGCGUGUUUGGAAGAAGCCCCAUGAUCAGAUGGUUGCUGAGCUUUCCCGUGUCCUCUGGGGCGGUGGGGAAGUGCACUUGUCUUUGAAGAAGAGUACGACUCCGGAAAGUGCCGGCAAGAUUGCUACUGCUGCUGCUGCUCCGUCGAAGCCGCCGGAGGUGUUUGAGGACGGCGAUUGGGCCGGCGAAUCUUCUCUGUUGGAGCUGACCAGCAUGGGGCUGGGCAAGGAAGUUUUGAGGAUCGGUAUGGGGAUGAUCGACCGGUCGGAGAUGGAGGAAUUGAAGGAGAGGUGGCAGCAACUGCGCAUGUCCGAGCUACAGGUCGCCAACGAUAGGGCGGCGCUCGUGAAUCACCAGGCAAGGUUGUUCAUGGAUCGCUAUCGUCGAGCGAAGCAGCGGCAGGUAUAGGAGGGAGGCGAUUGCGAUCCUCAGGUUGUUUUAUGAUUAUGCUUUCUUUUUGUCUCGAUCUUUUUACCUUGCAAAGCCGCUCAUGUGUUGGUUUCUUGGUUGUUCGAAGCCAGAAAAAGUUAGGAAUGGGCGUCCAAAAAUCGAGUUAGAGUUCUUCAUUUGUCAAAUUGUUCCGAGUCUCUCAGGUGCAUUGGGCUUUUUGCUGCUCUUCAUGGGUGCUUUUGUAUGAAUGCUAAAAAUAGGAAUUCAAUUUCUAAAUGUGCUGAAUUAUAUUGGAUGUAGAGGGUGAAUUUGUCUAUC